This is a messenger RNA of Cornus florida, 2405 nucleotides long. RefSeq names its product casein kinase 1-like protein 10. Gene Ontology annotation, biological process: peptidyl-serine phosphorylation; signal transduction; endocytosis. Gene Ontology annotation, molecular function: protein serine/threonine kinase activity; ATP binding. The record is from RefSeq and is a predicted model, not a curated record. The transcript has 14 exons. The coding region runs from base 695 to 2098 and encodes 467 amino acids. NCBI's taxonomy places the organism in Eukaryota, Viridiplantae, Streptophyta, Magnoliopsida, Cornales, Cornaceae. Gene Ontology annotation, cellular component: cytoplasm; nucleus.
AGCAAAUCGCCACCACCUAUUUUCCUUUUACCAUCUGUCUCUCUCUCUAGCAUAUGCAUAGCAUCUUCUUCUUUUCCAUACUUAUUUAACCAAUUCUCUCUCUCAUCACGUAACUUUCCACAAACACAACAGAUUGUUUUUUCACAACACUUUCGUCUUUAUCUUUCUCAAUCUUCGCUCGUUUGUCCCCCAAUCAUCAUUGUUUGAUACUUUUAUUGCAAUCAGUCCAUAUAUAUUUAUAUUUAUAUGUAUAGGGCAGAUAUCAGUGUUUUCCUGAUCAAUGAGGUUCGACGAUGCUUUGAAUUUAGGGUUUUGAUUGUGUUGUAAAAAGACGUAGCUAUAAAAGGUGGUUUAUGAUUGUGAAUAAAAUAUUUAUGCUUGUUUUGGGGCGGCGUUUGGGAAGAGUUAGGUUGAUUGAAUCCUAAUUUUUGUUUCUUGGGGUUAUGAUAUUACAUACACUGUGUAGUGCAUAUACUGUGAUAGUUGACGGGUAUCUUUGGAAAUAUAAUUGAAGCCCCAAGAAAAUUUUUUAAUCGAUUGGCGUGUUAGUUUGUCAUAUUUGAUGGAUUUUGAUUUUUUGGGUUAAUUAUUUGCUGGAUUUGGUUUUUGGACACUAAUAAAUGCUGAAAUGAGUUGAAGUAGCUCGUCGCAGUAGAUUUUCUGGUGGAAACUUUAUUGAAGAAGUAUUUUUAUCAUGGAUCAUGUUAUUGGUGGGAAGUUUAAGCAGGGGAGGAAAAUAGGGAGUGGGUCUUUUGGAGAGCUCUAUUUAGGUGUUAAUGUACAAAGUGGAGAGGAAGUGGCUAUCAAGAUGGAAUCUGUUAAGACCAAGCAUCCUCAACUUUACUAUGAGUCGAAAAUUUAUAUGCUUCUCCAAGGGGGAACGGGAAUUCCCAAUCUCAAAUGGUUUGGAGCUGAGGGCGAGUACAAUGUCAUGGUUAUUGAUCUUCUUGGACCAAGCCUGGAAGACUUAUUCAACUAUUGCAAUAGGAAGCUCACAUUAAAAACAGUAUUAAUGCUUGCAGAUCAAUUAAUUAACAGGGUUGAAUACAUGCACUCGAGAGGUUUUCUUCACCGUGAUAUAAAGCCUGACAACUUUUUGAUGGGCCUAGGACGCAAAGCUAAUCAGGUAUACGCCAUCGACUUUGGUCUUGCAAAGAAAUAUAGGGAUCUUCAAACCCAUAAGCACAUACCUUACAGAGAAAACAAGAAUCUCACAGGCACAGCUCGCUAUGCUAGUGUUAACACACAUGCCGGAGUUGAACAAAGCAGAAGGGAUGAUCUGGAAUCACUUGGUUACGUGCUUGUGUAUUUCCUAAGAGGAAGUCUUCCCUGGCAGGGGUUGAAAGCUGGCACCAAAAAGCAGAAAUACGAUAAGAUCAGCGAAAAGAAGAUGCUGACUCCAAUAGAGGUGCUUUGCAAAUCGUAUCCGUCAGAGUUCGUAUCAUACUUCCACUAUUGUCGAUCAUUACGAUUUGAAGACAAACCAGAUUAUUCAUAUCUGAAACGGCUUUUCCGAGAUUUGUUUAUUCGUGAAGGUUAUCAGUUUGACUAUAUAUUUGAUUGGACUAUAUUGAAGUAUCCUCAGAUUGGUGCCAGUUCUAAGGGACGGAAUCCCAGUGGGAACGCAGGUUUAGAGGCAGGACCAUCUGCAGAGAGACCAGAAAGGACCUCAGUGGGGCAAGAGAUUCGAGAGAAAUUCUCGGGUGCUGUUGAAGUAUUUUCAAGAAGAAAUCACUCCAGACAAAGGACUUCAGAGGAUGUACCUUCAUCCAAGGACGUGCAACCUAAUUCAGAAAAGAGCCGAAUUUCUCGAAAUGGAAGCUCCUCAAAAAGAUUUGUCAUCUCAGGCAGCAGACCAGGAUCUGGUGAGCCCAUUGAGGGGCGUUCAAGACUUGUCGUCUCAGGCAGCAGACCGGGAUCUGGUGAACCCAUUGAGGGGCGCUCAAGCCGAUUACUCUCAAGCAGUGGCCGCUUGUCUACUGCACAAAGAACCCAACCUGGAGUUGAGGCCAAAUCAUCUUUUACUCGUACUGCACUCACAAAGGGCACAAGAGAUGAUCCUCUUCGCAGCUUCGAUCUCCUCACUCUGAGGAAGUAAAGGGGCCUGGAUCUGCCUGGUAAAAAUAUAUUACUCGUCACGUGGAAAAAUAGUCUGUUUUGUGAAGAAAGUGUUAUCGAAACCACUUCUCUUGCACCACAGCUAAAGGGUCCAAUGACCUUUUGACAAGUAUAUUUCUCGUCUCCUUGUUCAGAGGUUGUGGCAAUUGUAAUGUAUUUUAGACUCAGCCAAAGAAGAUAAGUCUUAUGUUCGGAAUUUUCAUGUGUGUAUGAGAUCUAGGUACUUGUAAUGAAUGCUGUUGGACUAUGUAUUAUAUACUAUAAAGGGUGACCAAUGUUUUCUGUUC